Messenger RNA from Paralichthys olivaceus (Japanese flounder), 3121 nucleotides. It is a transcript of the gene homer2, whose product is annotated as homer scaffold protein 2. Gene Ontology annotation, biological process: regulation of store-operated calcium entry; G protein-coupled glutamate receptor signaling pathway. NCBI's taxonomy places the organism in Eukaryota, Metazoa, Chordata, Actinopteri, Pleuronectiformes, Paralichthyidae. The record is from RefSeq and is a predicted model, not a curated record. Gene Ontology annotation, molecular function: G protein-coupled glutamate receptor binding. Gene Ontology annotation, cellular component: cytoplasm; dendrite; plasma membrane.
UCCCGCUGGGGAGGGAAGACAGCGCGCAGCGAGCAGGGGAACAUUCACCCAACAAACCCUGAGCCCGGUUCUUUUUAUUUUUUUAUUGGGAGGAGGACAACCGGGAGGGAAGCCAUUGAUUACCAGUGCGGGAUUUAUUCCGGGGAAAAAAACAAACAAGCGAGCGAAGAGAGAAAACUUCCAGGAAUGACCGGGCUUCUGUGAGCCUGACAACCCGGAGAAUCGAGUUUGCUGAGAGGAGGAAGAAGAGGAGGAGGAAGAAGAAGUGCUCUCCUCUCCUCAUAUUUCAGUGGCGCACAGGGACUGAACUCUGUGGACCACCGAUCAUCUGUGGACUUUGACUCUGCGCCUCCAAACACUGUUCUCCUCCCGACGCACUGUCAUUAUUUAAAGCGACGUUUUAAGAGCCAGGGAGCAGUUCCUCAGAUCUCGCUGCGAUGGGGGAGCAGCCAAUCUUCACCACUAGGGCCCACGUCUUCCAAAUCGACCCGACCACCAAGAAGAACUGGGUUCCUGCCAGCAAGCAGGCUGUCACUGUCUCCUAUUUUUACGACAGCACACGCAACAGCUACCGCAUCAUCAGUGUGGAUGGAUCCAAGGUGAUCAUCAACAGCACCAUCACACCCAACAUGACGUUCACCAAGACAUCGCAGAAGUUUGGCCAAUGGGCCGACAGCAGGGCCAACACCGUGUUUGGACUGGGCUUCGCUUCAGAGCAGCAGCUGAGCAAGUUUGCUGAGAAGUUCCAGGAGGUGAAAGAAGCGGCCAAGUUAGCGAGGGAUAAAUCUCAAGAGAAGGUGGAUACAUUGAGUAAUAACUCCCAGGAUUCUGGACCUGAGACGCCCUCCGCCAACCAGGCGUCCAGCAUCAAUGGGACAGAUGAUGAGAAAAUCUUUCAUGUCGGUCCAGAGGCUGCCCUGCUGCAGACCGAGAACGAUCAGCUCAAGAGUGCAGUAGAGCAGAGCAACACCAACGCCAAAAAGUGGGAAACAGAGCUGCAGACUUUAAGAGAGAAUAAUGCCAGGCUGGUGGACGCACUCCAGGAGUCUUCAGCUAACGUGGAGAGCUGGAAAAAACAACUUAGCACCUGCAAGGAAGAGAGUGACACGCUCAGGGAAAAGAUUGCAGAACUAGAAGCCCAAUGUAACGAAGCCAAUCAGGAGAAGCAGAAAAACGCCCAACUGAGUGUACGAGUGCAGGAGCUGGAGGCUGAGCUACAGGACAAAGAGCAGGAGCUGGAGAACCUGAGGAAGCAGGCAGAGAUCAUCCCUCAGCUCAUGGCAGAGUGCGAGAGCAUCACUGAAAAACUGCAGGCUGCAGAGACGAAGAAUAAGGAACUGGUGGGGAGUAUAGAGGGUCUUCAAAUGGACAUAGACGACAGUCAACAAAAACAGGGCAGCAUGAAGGGCGAGCUGAAGAAGUUCAUGGAUAUUCUGGAUGGAAAGAUAGACGAGCUGCACGAGGUCAGGCAGGGACUCUCCAAGCUCGGCGUUGAUAAUUGAGAAAAGUGGCACAGAGCGGAAAGGGUCAGAGGUCAGGUACGAAAGAUUCACUGCAGUACGUCUUCAGGGCAGAAACUAUGUGGCACUUCCUCCCCCACCAAGGUGACGUCCACUCAGAAACUAUCGGCUUUGGCUUCUAAUAAACACUACCAUGUGAGAAAGAUGUUUUUGAGGAGAGAGACUGGCAGCGUGAAGGCCGGCAUGCAACAUUCUGUGCUGGCGUUCAGAAACUAAAUCAAGAGUCACACUUUGAGCUAACUUAUUCGUUUCUGUGGGGGGGGGGGCUUUAAGAAGCUGGUGGAGGGUUCUUAGACUCUGUGUUUUUUCUUCUACACUGGCAGUCGGAGCUUAGAGCAGAGGAGGGGACUUAAAGGGCUAAAAAUGAACAACACACAAAGACAAUGAUGUUCUGCAUCACUGCUGUUAUAAUUGGUAUUAAUCCUUGUGCCCCCCCUCAGAGAAUUAGACAUGAAAUCUUUUACGGACUGUCCUCGCUGUUGCCUCUCGUCUAUCUCAGGUGUGUUAGAAGACAAAUUGUACUCAUGAGAUGAUAUGCACAAAUAUAAAUAUAUAUAAAUACACAAUGGCCGUGACACAAAGUGCCUCCAGGUGAGUGUGAAUCCACCUGGCGAGGAGAAAUGGCCAAAGUGAUGACCAUCACCAUAAUAAUAAAACAAUAAAAAACCAACCUCACCAAUAAAGAGAUGAAAAGAAAACACAGGCAGACGAGCCCCAUCCCGAGGAUGUCGGGGUCGUGGAUGGAUGUUAAUCCGUCAAUUAAUGAAAUCAAACGACAAAACAGGUGUUUGCACAAAAACCUCGUCUGAGCUGCAGGAAUCCAUCAUGUUUUCAUAAAGACGGAAAUCUCUCUGGUUUCAGGAGCUUUUCUUCAGACAAAUCCAAAUCUAAUUGUAGGAACCCGUCCUGCCAUGAGUGUAGUGUAGUGUUUUAAGGACUUUGUGUGUGCAAUAGUAUUGUUGUCCAUUUGUAGAACAAAGAUCUUUGUCUCCAAGGUUGUUGAUGUGCUUCCUACACACUAGGUUUUGUUAUGGUGGUGGUUAUAUCUGGGUGAGGGGACUUGGUGUUGCUCGACUGGGUGAACAUUUAGACGGCGUGGGCCUUUUCACUAAACCCCGUCAAGAUUCUUGUUUUGUUUUACAUAUUUAUUUAUUUUUGGUGCCUCUCUGCAACUAGUGUUUCUAGAACAUACCAAGUAAGUGAACGUUUCCUGAACCCAACGUCUCCACUCAUGUAUAAUAUUAGAGGAAAUAUACGAACUGAUCCAGUGGAGGAUUCAAGUGUCACAGCUGCUUUUGGGACGUUCAUCUUGAAACACGGUGCAUAUGAAAUCAAAAGCACAAGUUGUGGUGACAUAUUUAAAACUGGGUAAUACUAUGAUGUUAUGAGUCUUUUUUUGUUGUUGAGAUAUUUACAAAGGGAAAUUUUGCUUAUUUCUCUCUCUGUUUAACUUUAACUGUUCAUAACUCACCAAAACCUGAACACCACAAUGUAUGAUCCUUCCUUUUGAACCAAUGCCUCUUGUGCACUUUUGUGACUCCUGUUCAAUAUUGUACAAUAGAACUGACAACUGUUAAAAUCUAGUUUAAUUACAAUGCUGA